Molecule: messenger RNA, 1979 nt
Organism: Cucurbita maxima (winter squash)
Lineage: Eukaryota; Viridiplantae; Streptophyta; Magnoliopsida; Cucurbitales; Cucurbitaceae
Product: squalene monooxygenase-like
Exons: 8
Coding region: 203-1768 (521 amino acids)
Biological process (GO): sterol biosynthetic process
Cellular component (GO): membrane; endoplasmic reticulum
Molecular function (GO): squalene monooxygenase activity; flavin adenine dinucleotide binding
Source: RefSeq, a predicted model, not a curated record
AUGGGGUUCCGUUAUACCACUCCAUAGUUGGCGUAAAGGGUUGCCAGCGGAGAGAGAGAGUCGCAGAGGGAAUUUAUAAUUAGUAGACGACCGAAAGAGAAAAAGAGAGGAAACUCGGAGGCUCACAGUAAAAGAGCUCUCGUCAUUGUCGUCGUCGCAUUGGCGGUCUCUGUGAGGUCGCCAGUUCAGUACUCGGAAAAAAAUGGUGGAUCAGUGCGCGUUAGGCUGGAUCUUGGCCUCAGUUCUCGGAGUCGUGGCGCUGUAUCUCUUUUUUGGCGGGAAAAACUGCGGCGUUUCGAACGGACGGAAGCGUGAGAGCUUAAAGAAUAUCGCCACUAUAAAUGGAGAAUGCAAAUCGAGUAACAGCGACGCCGACAUUAUCAUUGUCGGAGCCGGAGUCGCCGGAUCGGCUCUUGCCUAUACUCUCGCCAAGGAUGGUCGUCGUGUACAUGUGAUUGAAAGAGACUUGACAGAACCGGACAGAAUUGUUGGUGAAUUAUUACAGCCUGGGGGCUAUCUUAAGUUAACAGAGUUGGGACUUCAAGAUUGCGUGGAUGAUAUUGACGCCCAACGAGUGUAUGGUUAUGCUCUUUUCAAGGAUGGGAAGGAUACUAGACUGUCAUACCCCUUGGAAAAAUUUCACUCAGAUGUGUCUGGGAGGAGCUUUCACAAUGGGCGCUUCAUUCAGAGGAUGCGUGAGAAGGCCGCAACCCUGUCCAAUGUGCGCUUGGAGCAGGGAACAGUCACUUCUCUGCUCGAGGAAAAUGGUAUUAUCAAAGGUGUGCAAUACAAAAACAAAUCUGGCCAAGAGACGACAGCUUAUGCCCCGUUGACUAUUGUUUGUGAUGGAUGCUUUUCAAAUUUGCGACGGUCUCUUUGUAACCCUAAGGUGGAUGUUCCCUCUUGUUUUGUUGGCCUUGUACUUGAGAACUGUGACCUUCCUCAUGCAAAUCACGGACAUGUUAUACUAGCAGACCCUUCUCCUAUUUUGUUCUAUCCCAUUAGCAGUACGGAGAUCCGCUGUUUGGUGGAUGUGCCUGGUCAGAAAGUUCCUUCCAUUUCAAACGGUGAAAUGGCCAACUAUUUGAAGAAUGUUGUUGCUCCUCAGAUUCCCCCUCAACUUUAUGAUUCCUUCAUAGCUGCUGUUGAUAAGGGUAAUAUAAGAACAAUGCCAAACAGAAGUAUGCCAGCAGAUCCUCUUCCUACUCCAGGAGCCCUAUUGAUGGGCGAUGCUUUCAAUAUGCGUCAUCCUCUUACUGGCGGAGGAAUGACCGUUGCAUUGUCCGACAUUGUUGUUCUUAGAGAUCUUCUCAAGCCUCUGCGUGAUCUGAAUGAUGCACCCACUCUCUGCAAGUAUCUUGAAGCAUUCUACACUCUCCGCAAGCCAGUGGCUUCGACGAUAAACACGUUGGCAGGUGCCCUUUAUAAAGUGUUCUGUGCCUCACCAGAUCAGGCUAGAAAGGAAAUGCGUCAGGCUUGCUUCGAUUAUUUGAGCCUGGGUGGAAUCUUCUCGAAUGGACCAGUUUGUUUACUCUCUGGGUUGAACCCUCGCCCAUUGAGCUUGGUUCUCCAUUUCUUCGCAGUGGCAAUAUACGGUGUUGGCCGGCUGCUGAUCCCAUUUCCUUCUCCCAAACGCGUCUGGAUUGGAGCCAGGUUAAUUUCGAGUGCGUCAGCAAUUAUCUUUCCCAUUCUCAAGGCUGAAGGAGUAAGGCAGAUGUUUUUUCCCAAAACCGUUGCAGCUUAUUACAGAGUCCCCCCCGUCGUGUGAGAGAGAGGUGAGGUGAUAGGCGACACUUAAUGAACAAGAGAUGAUUAGGAUGACUAGGAGGGUUGUGUGAGAUGAACUAAUGUUUUGUAUCGAACCAUUUUGGUUGUGAAAAUUUUUCUUCCAAGUUGUCGUCUUGACGAUGCUUUGUAUAAAUGCACUCGCUAAUUAUUCUACCCUUUCUAUGGAGUUGUGGGAUGGUAGUUGUCCUAAA